GCGGAGCCGCCGCCGCCGCCGCCGGUGAGGGAGGCCGAGAGCGGAGCCCGCCCCGCCCCGGGGCCCAGGGAGCGGGGCCGCCUCGGAGCCCGGCCUCUCCCCGCCAGCCGCCUCCCCGGCCGCCCGCCCGCCGUGCGUGCGAGCGAGCGAGCGCCGGGCCCCGGCCGCGCCUUCCGCUCCCGGCCCGAGCGAGCCCGCCGCCCGUGCGUUCCCCGCCGCCGCCGCCGCCGGGCCCGGCCGGAGCCUGCAGCGGAGCCCGCGGAGCCAGCGCCAUGGCGGAGCAGACCUACUCGUGGGCCUAUUCCUUGGUGGAUUCCAGUCAAGUGUCUACAUUUCUCAUUUCCAUUCUACUUAUAGUCUACGGUAGUUUCAGGUCCCUUAAUAUGGACUUUGAAAAUCAAGAUAAGGAGAAAGACAAUAACAGUUCUUCUGGGUCUUUCAAUGGCAACAGUACCAAUAAUAGUAUCCAAACCAUUGACUCUACCCAGGCCCUGUUCCUCCCAAUUGGAGCAUCUGUCUCUCUCCUAGUAAUGUUCUUCUUCUUUGACUCAGUUCAAGUAGUUUUUACAAUAUGUACAGCAGUUCUUGCAACGAUAGCUUUUGCUUUUCUUCUUCUCCCGAUGUGCCAGUAUUUAACAAGACCCUGUUCACCUCAGAACAAGAUUUCCUUUGGUUGCUGUGGGCGUUUCACUGCUGCUGAGUUACUAUCGUUCUCUCUGUCUGUCAUGCUCGUCCUCAUCUGGGUUCUCACUGGCCAUUGGCUUCUCAUGGAUGCCCUGGCCAUGGGUCUCUGUGUUGCCAUGAUCGCCUUCGUCCGCCUGCCCAGCCUCAAGGUCUCCUGCCUGCUUCUCUCAGGGCUUCUAAUCUACGACGUCUUUUGGGUGUUUUUCUCUGCCUACAUCUUCAACAGCAACGUCAUGGUGAAGGUGGCCACGCAGCCGGCUGACAAUCCCCUUGAUGUUCUGUCCCGGAAGCUCCACCUGGGGCCCAGUGUCGGGCGUGAUGUUCCUCGCUUGUCUCUACCUGGAAAACUCGUCUUCCCCAGCUCCACCGGCAGUCACUUCUCUAUGUUGGGUAUUGGAGACAUUGUGAUGCCUGGGCUCCUGUUGUGCUUUGUCCUUCGUUAUGACAACUACAAAAAACAAGCCAGCGGUGACUCCUGCAGUGCCUCUGGACCCGCCAACAUCUCUGGACGCAUGCAGAAGGUCUCCUACUUUCACUGCACCCUCAUUGGAUACUUUGUAGGUCUGCUCACUGCUACUGUGGCAUCUCGCAUUCACCGAGCAGCCCAGCCCGCCCUUCUCUAUUUGGUGCCAUUUACCUUAUUGCCACUCCUCACGAUGGCCUAUUUAAAGGGUGACCUACGGCGGAUGUGGUCUGAGCCAUUCCACUCCAAGUCCAGCAGCUCCCGAUUCCUGGAAGUAUGAUGGAUCACAGAGAGUGACCAGAAUGGCCAUCUUAGUCCUUUUCUGUCAACGCGUGGUUUUGUUUCCUCUUAGAGCUGGCCUGGUACUCGGAGACGUACCUGUUUAAGGAACUGACGUGUGACUGGAUUUUACAUUUGCGGCAAGCGUGUUUGCAGGAGCGAGGUGCUGGAGCCUGCUGGGUUCCGUCUCUUCCUGCCGUUGUAGAGGUGGAGCCCUCCCGAAGCGACAGGCCCUCCCCAGCACUCCUUCCUCCCGUUGUAUGGAUCUGCACAGACUGGGGGAUGGAGAUGUGACUGUCUAAAACUGACAACGGCAAGGAGUUGUUCUAUACCUUUUGAACACUAAAAGGAUAAAAAACAUUAGCAAACCGAAGUUUCUUCAACGAACCCUCAAGAACUUUGGGACCAGUUUCCUGUGGGGGACUCAGUUUCAGAGAACUGAGACAGAAGCUCUUCUGUCGUUAUAUUCUUCUUUCCUUUUUUUGGAUUUAUUAAAUAUUUUCUGUGGUGUGAAGUGACUUAUUAAAUCCACAGACAUUGAGUGACUUCUUACAACAUACACAUAAGAAUUUGUUGUAAUGAGUUCAUGUCCACCCAGAUGUUGUGUUGGCAGUGAACGAGGGCACGGUUUUUAUACAUACACACACACGCACACACACGCACAUAGAUAUAUAAGAAUAAACAAAAAUUAAAACCUGCUAAGGUCCUGCUGUGUAGCAGACAGGGACUUGCUGUAAUUUAGCAUGUAGAGCAGUCUACUCUGGCUUCUUGUAUGUGGAUAAGCUGCUGUCUUUCCCCCACAACUGAACGUGCAGUUAAAAACCAGUAUAGUAUUUGUACUGAUAUACUCAUGGACUUUAGGGGACUCUCGUUUGGUUUUGAUCCGUGUAGCAAAUUAGGGAUGAAAAGUUAACACUUUUGCCCCUUUUUUGUUCUCACAGGCUUCUCCCUUGCAGGACUUUUAGUAGUUUCUUCUUGAACCAAUGCAUGUAUUAUAGCAGCAGGUGUCUUUGUGCUUUCUGAUCAUAGUAAUGUACUACUUGUAAAUACAUUUUUCUAUUUUCUAUUUUUUUGUAUUUUUUUUUUUUUUUGGCAUUUUGUUUCAUUGGUGUGCUGUAUUUUCCAUGCCCUCACUCCUUUAAGAAAAAAAAAAGGAAAAAAGCAACACAA
Molecule: messenger RNA, 2596 nt
Organism: Equus caballus (horse)
Lineage: Eukaryota; Metazoa; Chordata; Mammalia; Perissodactyla; Equidae
Gene: SPPL3
Product: signal peptide peptidase like 3
Biological process (GO): membrane protein proteolysis
Cellular component (GO): cytoplasmic side of endoplasmic reticulum membrane; Golgi-associated vesicle membrane; lumenal side of endoplasmic reticulum membrane
Molecular function (GO): aspartic endopeptidase activity, intramembrane cleaving
Source: RefSeq, a predicted model, not a curated record